Molecule: messenger RNA, 2314 nt
Organism: Andrographis paniculata
Lineage: Eukaryota; Viridiplantae; Streptophyta; Magnoliopsida; Lamiales; Acanthaceae
Product: probable GTP-binding protein OBGM, mitochondrial
Exons: 8
Coding region: 395-2041 (548 amino acids)
Cellular component (GO): mitochondrion
Molecular function (GO): GTP binding; GTPase activity
Source: RefSeq, a predicted model, not a curated record
CUAUUCGCAAAUUAAACCCUACCCGAACCCGCACAGCUCUUUCUCGCUCUCGCGCCUCUCUCUCGCACCUAUCGAUCGAGCCCCCUCCACCGCCGGCGUCGCCCUCUUUCAGCGCCGCCGUCUUCCAUCCGCCGGAGUCGUCCAUUGCCCAGUCCGUCAUCGUCUCCCCCUCGCUUCUUCUCCUCGCCUUCGAUUCGACAACCGCCUCCAAGCCCGACGCCGGCGUUCCUCCUUCGUCGCAGUCCUUCCGCCGCUCCACUGCUCUGUCCGCAAUAUUUUCAUUAUACUUCUUAUGUUAAUCCAGGUCUUUGUGUCGACUAGAUCAACUCUUACUAUUCACCACAUCCACAACCAACUCUACAUGGGUUCAUGAGAUGAGAUAGUGGUGGUCUGAAUGACAAACUAUUGGAAAGGCAUGUGGUUAGGUAGCAAGAAUGCAUUGAGAUAUUUAGAGGCUGUUUCAAAAUUCUCAAGUUUGCAAUGGGUUGCCCAAUCAUCUUCCUAUUCAGAUAUUCCUUACAAGAAAAAGAAGAUAGCACCUCUACUGGAGCGCAAAAUGAUAGAUCGAUUUAGCUUAUGGGCUAAAGGAGGUGAUGGAGGCAAUGGUUGUUCCAGCUUUCGUCGCAGCCGCCAUGAUCGCCGAGGGACCCCUGAUGGUGGGAGUGGUGGGAGAGGUGGUGAUGUAAUCCUUGAAUGUUCAACGGAUGUUUGGGAUUUCAGCAGUUUACAACACCAUGUUAAUGCAAAGAGAGGAGGGCAUGGGGCUCCCAAAAAUAUGAUUGGAAGCCGAGGAGCCGAUAAGGUUGUUUUGGUGCCUGUCGGCACUGUUAUUCAUCUUUUAGAGGGAGAACUUCCUUCCGCUGUCGAGAAGAAGUCAUCUGGAGCUACAGAUCCUUGGGACAUUCCUGGUAAACUUGAGUCCACUUCUUCUGAAUCUUCUCAACAAUCUUGUACCAAUAGAACCGUGGAUUCGGAGAAUGCUGGAAUUGAUGACAAGAGUGCACCCCUGCUGAGCAACCAAACCUUAAAGAGAUCUCCGCGCGCUCCACAGAUGAAGGGUUCUCGAUUUUCACCUCCAAUAGCUAAAACCAAGAACAAUCCCGAAGCCAGUUCAUUUCAGAAGGUAAAAGCCUAUAGUGUUCAGGAAGAAUCGGAAGGUGAAGCAGAUAUAUCUGGACCUGAGAGUGAUGAAAAUUCCGACAGGGAAGAUCACGAAGGGACAGAUGAUAUACAAUACAAUGUUGCUGAAUUAACAGAGCCUGGUGAACGUGUAACUGUCGCUUUAGGAGGCGGUGGCGGCUUUGGCAACGUGCAAUCUUCUAAGCGUUCUAAAAUGUCCAUGACCACAGAUUCAAAAGUCGACCUCCCUGAUAAUGAAGACACCAUUCCAAGUCAUGUUGGAUUUCCCGGUUCUGAAACCGUCUUAUUGCUAGAACUCAAGAGUAUUGCUGAUGUGGGCUUUGUAGGGAUGCCAAAUGCCGGUAAAAGCACACUUCUUGGAGCUUUAUCGAGAGCUAAGCCCGUAGUUGGCCAUUAUGCCUUCACUACCUUAAGGCCCAAUCUAGGGAACUUAAAAUACGACGAUAUUUCCAUCACUGUAGCCGACAUCCCUGGGCUCAUAAGGGGAGCACAUGAAAAUCGAGGGCUUGGACAUCAUUUUUUACGCCAUAUCGAACGCACCAAGGUCUUGGCUUAUGUCGUGGAUCUGGCUGCGGCCACAGAUGGUAGAAAGGGCAUACCUCCAUGGCAACAACUGAAAGAUUUGAUGCUUGAACUGGAGAUGUAUCGGGAGGGCUUGUCAGAUCGACCGUCGUUGGUUGUGGCCAAUAAAAUCGACGAGACGGGGGCUGCCGAGGUAUACGAAGAAUUAAAACAGAGGGUGCCUGGUGUCCCAAUCUUCCCAGUUUGUGCUGUUUUGGAAGAAGGAAUUCCAGAGUUGAAAGCUGGGCUGAAAAUGCUUGUCAAUGGAGAAGAGAAAUUUGGUACACUCAAACUAGAUGUACUCGGGAGGAUCGUCGCCGCCGUCGUCAGCCAUCAUUAGCGGCGGAGGGCUCAUCCCCGGCGGAAUAUCCUGGGGCAGUGGCGGAAACUGGAAGCCCGGCAUUGGCGGGAACGGGAACGGGAAUUGGGGCAGCGGGAAUGGCAAGUUUGGCAUCGGAGGGAACUGGUAGGGGAACGGGAACUGAAAGGGCUGUGCGGCGGCGGAGUUGGCCGUCAGGAGGAGCGCCGCCGCCGUCAGGACCAUCAACAGUUUCGCCAUUGCUGAAGAACUCAGGUGUGUAUUGUAUGUAUGUAUGUGUGUGAGAGAGAGAGA